GGUAGAGCUGACUCAAUGUCCCCAACAUGGUCUCAGACUUGUGCUUCUCUCUGGAUACAGGGAAACGGGAAGGUCAAGGUCUCGGGCUCCAUCAGAGAGCUGACGGAGGGCGAGCACGGCUUCCAUGUCCACCAGUUUGGAGAUAACACACAAGGCUGUACCAGUGCAGGUCCUCACUUUAACCCUCUGUCCAAGACCCAUGGCGGGCCGCAGGACGAAGAGAGGCAUGUCGGGGACCUGGGCAACGUGACGGCGGGCCCGGACGGUGUGGCCAACGUGCUCAUUGAGGACUCUGUGAUUGCGCUCUCGGGAGACCAUUCCAUCAUCGGCCGCACACUCGUGGUCCACGAGAAGCGAGAUGACCUGGGCAAAGGUGGGAAUGACGAAAGCAAGAAGACGGGCAACGCCGGGAGCCGCCUGGCCUGCGGGGUGAUCGGCAUCACCCAGUGAACGUCCCCUGGGCGCGUCUGCGUCCUCAGAACGCCUGUUGUCUCCUAGUUGUAGAAGUUUCACCGAUAAACAUUAAACACUAACCUUCAAAGUGUAAUUUGUCUUUUUUUAAAAACUGCUUUAAGUUCCUGUAAUGUGACUUAUGACCACUGGAAGAUUUGUAUGAUUGUGUCGAUCUCAUUCCAUUAAAAUGUCUGUUUCAAUGA
This is a messenger RNA of Myotis brandtii (Brandt's bat), 656 nucleotides long. RefSeq names its product superoxide dismutase 1, soluble (gene SOD1). The transcript is spliced from 4 exons. Gene Ontology annotation, biological process: removal of superoxide radicals. Gene Ontology annotation, molecular function: superoxide dismutase activity; copper ion binding. The coding region runs from base 16 to 450 and encodes 144 amino acids. Lineage: Eukaryota; Metazoa; Chordata; Mammalia; Chiroptera; Vespertilionidae. Gene Ontology annotation, cellular component: nucleus; cytosol; peroxisome. The record is from RefSeq and is a predicted model, not a curated record.